AGGAGAGCCACCCCCACCCCGGCAGGGGCAGCCGUGGGAGUUUCCCUCAGCCGCGCCGCCUCGGGCUGGGAGCUCUGCCGUGUGCCCGGGCACCGGCCGCUGGGCAGGCACCCGUGGCGCGGAUUGCUGGCCUCGGGUAAUCCCUCGUGAAGAGCCUCGGAGUUUCACCGUUUAACGGGUGUUACAGCUGUAUCUGGCUAGGGGGGCUCGCAGGACUCCCUGAGGAGGCUGCCCGUUUGGUAAGCAGUCAGGCUGUUGCAGUCUUACGCAUUUGAUUUGAGAGCACUUUAGCAUCCCCUUGGGGUGCUUUCCUCUUUCUUCAAUUGGCUCUAGCAAGCAUCAUGAGGUUUCUAAGUGGUUUUACCGUAUCUUUUGAUGCCUCCGAAGAAGAAAUGUACCCAGAAGGCCAGGAAGGCAGAGCUGGUAUUCCUUGAGAGGCCGCGAGAGGGACCCGUCCAUUGCUAUGAAACUCCGCUACCUUCCGCUGAGAAUCCAAGAUGUGUUCCUACAAAACCUGUAGACCAGAACACCUCUGCUGCCUGGGUGUGCCCACAAUUUGAAACAACUAAGUCAGUGGUGUUGAAAGCAUGCCAGAAGAAGCAUCGUGGUCCUCACAAACCCCAGAAUCAGGACGCCAACCACAGUUUGCCUCAUGCAGGAGGAGCUUCUCAAAGAGCUAUAGCCUGCAAAUUUCCUCCUUUAACUUUUGAGAAUCCAGAAGGAUAUGCAGUCCACCCCUCGGAUCAUCCAAAUUGCUUGAGGAAGAACACACAGCGCUCUCACAGCCAGCCCAAGAAAAGGACAGCAGCAAAAGCCAACAUCCAGGCGAAUAGUCAGGAGAACUGUGAAGAAACACCUUUGUUACCUGCUCCCCAGCCUGUGGAGCCAGAAGUCUUUAGUUCACCAGAUGUAGAGACUCCACAGGUGCCUUUCAUAAGAAACUGGCGGUGCAGCAGCACUCUGCCACAAAGAAGGAGCCAUGCCUGGCAUCCAGAAAAAGAGCUGGCAUUCGGUAUUGACCCCUGUGGGACAGGGGAGUCAGCAGCAGUACUGGUUACAGAUACUCCUGAGCAUGAGUAUGGAGUAAAGGUUACUUGGAGGCAGCGGCCUCAUCUAAUGAAAUACCUGCGGGAGAGAGGGAAGCUGAGUGCUGCCGAUGUACUGGUGAAGGCAAACCCCGAGCUCUCAAGGACACAGGCCAACAUCUGACUUGGUCGGAGCAGUAAUUUUGUUAUGUGCAAAGACGUGUCCAAAUAGAAAUGCUACUUUCAAGGAUGAAGAGGAGAGAUGAUUUAAGCCAAAGCCCUGUGCUAUGGCUGGCUGAUCCUCCUGAGAAACGCCGCAAAGGCGU
Gymnogyps californianus (California condor) is the source of this 1351-nucleotide messenger RNA. It is a transcript of the gene RHNO1, whose product is annotated as RAD9-HUS1-RAD1 interacting nuclear orphan 1. Gene Ontology annotation, biological process: DNA damage checkpoint signaling; recombinational repair; cellular response to ionizing radiation. The coding region runs from base 376 to 1209 and encodes 277 amino acids. The transcript has 3 exons. NCBI's taxonomy places the organism in Eukaryota, Metazoa, Chordata, Aves, Accipitriformes, Cathartidae. The record is from RefSeq and is a predicted model, not a curated record. Gene Ontology annotation, cellular component: nucleus; chromosome.